This is a messenger RNA of Acanthopagrus latus (yellowfin seabream), 1866 nucleotides long. It is a transcript of the gene asah1b, whose product is annotated as N-acylsphingosine amidohydrolase (acid ceramidase) 1b. The record is from RefSeq and is a predicted model, not a curated record. The transcript is spliced from 14 exons. Gene Ontology annotation, cellular component: lysosome. Gene Ontology annotation, molecular function: fatty acid amide hydrolase activity; N-acylsphingosine amidohydrolase activity. NCBI's taxonomy places the organism in Eukaryota, Metazoa, Chordata, Actinopteri, Spariformes, Sparidae. Bases 91 to 1269 code for a protein of 392 amino acids. Gene Ontology annotation, biological process: fatty acid metabolic process.
UCACGAGAUAAACAGUCGCAGGAGCUUCCGCAUGAAACUUAGUCAGGAACCGAGACAAGACGAACAACGGUCUGAGUGAAAUCCUCCAAAAUGGGUCACUGUGUUCUUCUCACUUUAGCGGCUUUGUUCACCGUCGCAUCCACACAGUUCAUCCCACCGUAUACUGAAGACUGUCGAGCACAAAUGUAUCCACCAAACGGUCCUACGUUCAAGGGAGGAGUCAGCUGGUACACGGUGGACCUCGAAUUGCCGCCCAGCAAGAGAUGGUCAGCUGUGAUUACUGACAAGAAAACAGAACUGGUCAACAUGGUUCAGGCCAUCAGAGACUUGGCCAACGCGUUUGUGCCCAGUGGGAAGCUGAUCGAGCUCGUCGACAUCACGCUGCCUCUCAUGGUGGACACUCUCCCAAGCCCUUUUGGUGAGGAAAUCAAAGGAAUUGCAGCUGUUUCAGGAAUUCCUCUCGGUGAAGUCGUUUUGUUCAACAUCUUCUACGAGGUGUUCACUGUGUGCACGUCAGUUGUUGCAGAAGACGAUAAGGGUAACCUUUUUCAUGGUAGAAAUUUGGAUUUUGGAUUAUUCAUGGGCUGGGAUGUGAAAAACAAGUCGUGGAUCAUUAGUGAGAAGCUGAAGCCUCUGGUGGUCAACCUCGACUUCAAGAAAAAUAACCAGACCGUCUUCAAGUCUACAAACUUCGCUGGAUAUGUUGGCAUGCUGACUGGCAUCAAACCUCACAUGUUCACUCUGACGAUGAACGAACGCUUCAGUCUGGACGGAGGAUACAUCGGAAUCCUGGAGUGGAUCUUGGGAAAGAGAGACGGCAUGUGGAUGAGCUUUCUCACCCGCUCUGUCCUAGAAAAUGCAAACAGCUACGAGGAGGCCAAAAUCCGCCUGGCUCAGACCAAGCUGCUGGCUCCGGCCUACUUCAUCCUCGGAGGAAACCAGACGGGCCAGGGCUGCAUCAUCACCAGGUCCAGGCUGCUCAGUCUUGAUAUCUUGGAGAUUGACCUGAAGCUGGACCGCUGGUACGUCCUGGAGACAAACUACGAUCACUGGAAGGAGCCUUUGUUCCUGGAUGAUCGCAGAACUCCUGCCAAGAAGUGUAUGAACCAGACUUCACAGAAAAACAUCUCACUGAAGACCAUGUACGACGUGCUCUCAACCAAACCGGUUCUCAACAAGUUGACGACAUACACAACGUUGAUGCAAGUGUCUGAGGGAACCCUGGAGUCGUACAUCCGCGACUGCCCGAACCCCUGCAUGCCUUGGUAGAGGCCCGACCUGCUGAACCCUGAUCAGUUCGUGAAUGCAUAUCUGCUGAGAAUCUGCGACGGAGACGAGAGUACACGGAGUUUGGAGCAAAACUUGUUCCUUUAAAUGUUUGCACAAGUGAUUAAUCAACUGAACCAAAGUUUGUCUCAACAGUGAUGUCAUUUUUACAUUGUUUGUUUAAGGAAUACUUUGAUGAAAAUACUAAAUCCUACUUGUUUUUCUGUUGUGAGGGCUAUCGGUACAAAAGUAAAUCUUCGACUGUAAUUAUGUGUAUAAUUUGCAUGAUGAGUCUAUCAGUGGAGCUCGCCCCGGGCACAGGGACCCCUGAGAUGAAUGCACUUGUAAAACUUAGUGUAAUUUAUUUACCUUUUAUGUUAAAAUCUCAAAUCCAGCUCACACUCACCACUUUGUGCCUCCACACUGUGGCCCUGUCUGUUUUUUUAGCACUUACUUUUGUAGUCCUGUGUUGUUAACAGCUAAGAUGUCUGUGUCACCUCAUUGACUGACCACCUCGUGCAGUGAUACUGUUAAAUGUACCUCAUCGCUGGCCACUCCCUUAUUUUUAAUGAUAGUUAAAUAAACCAUUAUCAAAUUUAA